Molecule: messenger RNA, 6799 nt
Organism: Schistocerca gregaria
Lineage: Eukaryota; Metazoa; Arthropoda; Insecta; Orthoptera; Acrididae
Product: nuclear pore complex protein Nup153-like
Exons: 9
Coding region: 190-4851 (1553 amino acids)
Biological process (GO): protein import into nucleus; RNA export from nucleus
Cellular component (GO): nuclear pore
Molecular function (GO): structural constituent of nuclear pore
Source: RefSeq, a predicted model, not a curated record
GAUAGUUGUUGAUUCUCAUUUGUUCGUCAAUUGCAUUCUAAUUCCAUGGAGUAUCACGUGUAAAGACCAACCAACGGCUAGUUACGCAGGUGCCGCCAUAUUCAUUGUCGUUGUUGGGUUAGUUGACAGGAAAUUCGAUGGUAUGAAGUAAUAAGUAGAGUAAAUGUUUUUGUUUUCAAGAAACAAAGUAUGGCGAAAGGAGGCAAUAGCGCAAGGAGCAAGAAGUCACAUUCUUCCAAGCCGUAUGAUGUAUCUAACUCUUUUGUGAGAAAAGUAGCAUCACGUGUUACAAGCUUCAUUCCCCAGUCUUCUUGGUUAAGUAAGUGGUUUGUUUCAUCAACUGAAGAUAAGGCAAACUCGGAUGAUCAAGACUCUGACACAGAGACAGUUAGUGAAUACCGUUCAAGUAAACGACCGAAAAUCGAUCUCCAGCGAUCAUUCCCAGUUAACAGCUUCAGAGUUGCACCACCAUCUGAUAAUGAAGCAUUGGUGGCAGAAAGACCAGAGGCUGAAUCGAGAUAUUCUCCUCAAAGGAUUAUUGAUGAUCCAGUACCUGGCCCUAGUGGCCUUAACAAACAGCAAAUUAAAUUAAAUGCCGUAGCAUCAGCAGGCCUUACAACUGAUGGAAUUAGUUCUGUCAGAGAGCAUCGAAACAUCAGGCCACGUCCAUCUCUGUCAACUUAUAUAAACCAAUCUACUGUCAGCUCAGGAAGUGUUGACAGAAAAAUAAAUGGAGAUGAUGUGUCGGAGAGUAGUGAAUCGACAAGUGGAUGCUCAUCUCUCCCACACCGUGUGACUCAUCAGACAUCCAUUAAUAAUAGCGCAUCAAAUACAAAAAGAAUCUUUGACAACACGACUCCCACGAACAGCAGGAGAUUACUGUUACUUAAUCGUACACGCAGUCCAAGAAUGAACACUCCUUUGAACAGGAGGAGAAGUUUAUUUAAUGUAUCAGCAUUUGGGUCUCCAAGUUUGGAAUCGGAUACCUCACUUUCAAGAUCAGCUGUCAUUAAUUCACCAUUUUAUGCCGGGCGGACUGGUUACGGAGGUGCAUCAGCAUACAGACGCAGUCACGACUUUACGCCCGAGCUACAUAUGUCUAGAAGAUCCAGCAUAGAGGUCCAGCCAGUAAACAGUGGCUCCUCAAGUAAAUCAAGUGAUAUGGCAGCAAUGAGUCAAACAACCCGUCGUAUCUUGGAAGCAUUGGAGCAGUUUGCAUCCCCAGUGCAGGAUGCAAAAAAAAUGAUGAUAGAUUCACCAUCUUUACCCGCUUUGGCCUCUAAGCGUUCGCGGUUCGAUCCACCAGUAACUGAACAAAAAUCUUCCUUGCGUCAGCUGACCAUUCCUACUGUACCCGACAUAAUAAAAUUACGUCGUCGUGAGAAAUUGCAAGAUUCCCUGGAGUCUGCUAGAUUAAUAGCUACGUCAACAAAAGAUAGCAGCUACCAACUGAGGAGCAAAGAUGACUCUAGAUCAGGAAAGGUACUUGGAAGAAAAACAAACAUUGAAGAGGAAGAAACUGUAAAAGAAGUUAAUCUGCCUAAUAUUGCGUUGCCCAUCACAGUUCUUCCAAAGUUUGAUAUUGAAGUUCCUCCUCAGUUCAGCCCACCGCCUACAUCGGCUGGUACUCUAAAAUUUGCAACUCCUUUUACAAUUCAAGAUUUUUCAAGGACAGCAUCAUCUGAAAAACCUUUUAGUUUUAGUGAACCAUUAAGUGUCAGUGAAAACUGUUUUGAUACAGUUUCAUUAAAUACUGAUAAAAGCCGGUAUCCAGUGAUGGACAUUCCUCUUAAGCCAAAAAUGGACACAAACCUAUCUGACAGCAAUGUAAAAGAAACAUGUUUCUUUGGUUCUGUGACUAGUGGUUCUGGGAGUAGCCAGCAGGCUUCUCUUUUCUCAUUAGAUCAUAAAGUAAAGAGUGCACCUCCACAGACUAAAGUAGCAGAAGGGAAAAAAGGUGACAGUGGUCCUAGCAGAAAUGUUCCUGAAACUAGUCCUAAAAAUGGAGAAGUUCUGCACUCUUUGGGGACACCUUCAGGAAGUGGUAAAAAUGUAAGUUUAACUACAUCUUGGGGAAAUAUUUUAAAAACUUCCGAUGACACAUGGGAGUGUGGAACAUGUCUGAUACGAAACAAACCCAGUGCAUCAAGAUGCAUUGCAUGUACAGAACCACGUGAAUUACCACAAAAAUCUUCCUAUUCUCACAGCAUGGAACAACUCAAAAGCAGUUCCUCCAAAGAACUGGACAAAAGUUCAAAACUGGAACAGGCUGAAGAGAAAACACUUCUACAAGACGAAAGUAAAAAAGUAUCUAACGACGUUACAAAGCCAAUAAAAGCUAUGUGGGAAUGUGCUACAUGUUGGAUAAAAAAUCCUGAAACCUUAUCCAAAUGUCAGGCUUGUGAAACAAGUAAACCAAAAGAAAAAACUGGAACGUCAACACUUAUUGGAAAAUUUAUGAAACCUACGGACACAUGGGAGUGUCCAACUUGCAUGAUAAGAAACAAAAAUGAAGCUCAAAAAUGUGCUGCUUGUGAGGAAGUAAAACCUGGAUCAGCUGUUGCAAAGUCCACUUUGAAGUUUAAUAUCGAUAUCCCUGCAGAAGCUAGCAAAUUUACUUUUGGGAUAAAUAAAUCACAAACUACAGCACUAUCUGAUUCUGCUCCAAAAGGAUUUUCAUUUGGUAAAACAGAGGCCAUUGCAGUAGCAUCUGGAUUCACAUUUGGUAUGGGAGACAAUGGGAAAAGCAACUUUCAAAAUACAAGUACAGAGAAGAAAGCAGUGUUUACUUUUGGUAUUCCUCCUCCUGUGGAGAUAAAGACAAACGCAUCAGCAGCAGGCAAAGCUUCUGGAGAUGGUGUGUGUAAAUCAGAUGACAGCAUUGCAAAUCUUGCCACUACCAAAGAAAGUAAUGAAUCAUUAAGUGAGAAACAGGGUAAAAUAGUGAAAGUGACACAGAAAUCAGAUUUACCAUAUGCUGACGCCAAAAACCAAGAGAAAAGUUCUGAUGUACCUUUGGCUGGUCAUUUGUCUGGUGAGUGUGAUAAACAAUCCUCUGAAUCUGCAGUGGUGAAUUUCAAAUUCUUAAUGCCAAGUAGUUCAUCUGAAAGUAUUUCAACAGUAUCACCUUCAUUGUUCUCAUUUGGUACCAAGACUGUGUCAAAUGCUGCAGUUCGAACCUUAUCCGAAGAUAAUGGAGGGACAGUGUCUACAAAUGAAGCAAGUGAUAGUGAAAAGAAAUCAAUGAAAUCCAGCCAGAUUGAAAGUGCUCAUGAGGUCACAUCUAAAUCUGAGAAAGAUGCUUCAAUUUUUGGAGCAUCACAAGCCUCUGCCAAAUCAGUUCCUGUAACUACUGCAAACACAGUGUUUACCAAUAAGGAGCAUUUAACAAAAUUAGCCGAAGGGCCUCAGACAAAUUCAGUUUCAUGUUUGCCAAUUAAUAUUCCAAACAAAACUCAGGAUUCAGGCUCAUCUGUCUCCAUUCUACAAAAGCCUGUCGGUGUUGUUGCUUCAGCUGCAAGUGUACCUGUUUCAGUUUCACAGAUUUCAUCAUCAGGAACAUCAUUAGCCUUUGGUGCCACUAAUACCGUGCAACAAAUUUUUGGAACAUCAGUGGCUGCAACAAGUGUUUCUGUAGCACCAGUAAACUUCAGUGUGCCCUUGACUACUCAGAAUUUCGGAAGUGUGACCUCAUCUGUGCAACAUUCUGGUGCAGUGACUACAAGUGAUACAUCUAGUGUUGGUGCUGGUACUGCCUCUACAUCAAGUUUCACAUCAGUCCCUAUCACAACUACUCCACAGUUUGGUUCAUCAGCUGCCCUAAGCUUUUCCACACCAACGACGGCCACCACUAAUUUCAGUAGUGACAAACCAGUGCUGAAUUUUGGCACAACUGCAACUUCAGAAAGUAAUGGUGGUACAUCAGUAUUUGCAAAUGCAUCAACAGUGUCUGCAUCAGGAAAUACUGCCCUCUUUGGUAAUCAGAAACCAUUGCAACAGAGUUUUGGUGCCCCUGUGUCAACAGUAAGCACAUUCAGUACUAAUUCAGCACAAAAUUUUGGUGCUUCUGCUACAAACUUGUCAGGAUUUGGUGCACCAUCAACUACUUCACAGCAGUUUGGAGUACCGGCAACUACACCAGCCUUUCCUCUAACAACGCCAGCAUUUGGUGCAACAAGUACUCAGAAUUUUGGUAAUGUAACAACACCUGUACCAAGCUUCAGUUCUUCAGUUUCUGGAACUUUUACUACAAAACCAACAAUUGACACUGGCAGUAAAGGAUCUGCACCACUUGUCUUUUCUUCUAAUACAUCAUUACCUUCAUUGCCAUUUUCAUUUGGUUCAACACAGAACAGUGCUACAGAUGCUUCUGGGCCAGCAGUAAAACCCCCAAACUUUAGCUUUGGAGCUGGCAACACCUCUUCUCCUGCAGGACAGAGUUCUGGCUUUGGAUUUGGUAAUUUUGGCUCCAACUCAGCAACUUCAUCAUCUGGAGGACCAGCUAUUUUUGGACCUGGAACUGCACCAGCCUUUGGGGCUAGUGGGAAUACAGGAUUUACAGGAUCUCCCUUUUUUGGACAGAAUUUGCAGACAAACAAUAAUGUUUUUGGAUUCACCUCAAGCCAAGGAGCAAAUGGUGCACAAGCAAGUCAGAAUGCAACUUCAGGAUUUAAUUUUUCAUCAACGCAGCCUGCUGGUCCACCAACAUUCAACCCUAAUGCAAAACCUUCGUUCAAUUUCACCGGUGGAAAUACACCAACUUUCACAGCUGAAGCUAAUUCACCUGCUCCUGCUCAACGACGAAUUAAAAAGGCAGUACGCAGAACACAGGCAAGAGCCAAUGCUUUAUAAUUGGCUCACUACAGUGGCGCUAAGCAUUAUUGUGUUAACUAGAUGGAAGCAUUAAUACUUUUGGUAGUUAAAUUGUUUUGAUGCAAAUUUAGUUCACACUGUAUUUGUUUGCAUAUUCAUGUUCUCAUGUAAUAAAGAAGCUCACAUUAAUUUCCUAAGGAAAAAGUUCUACCUCAGACAUUUGAGAACUGUUUUCAAAGUUUACCUGCAUAAUGAUCAUCGUAAAAUCAUUUUGUAAAUUUAAUAUUCUGAAAGCAUUAUUGAAAUUGCAGUUUUGAUUGAUUAACCCAACAAUCAGAUUAUAAUUCACGUUUUAGCACAACUUGUUAAUGUGUUGUGCUUGAGGUGUCUGUGCAGUGCACUAUGUUGUUAUUAAGUUUUAAGGCUCUGUGAUGUUUGGAAUUUCCUUCAAUUCCUUAUCCCUUUCCUUAGAGCUUUGCUCAGCCACAUCAUUCACUCAUAGUAGUGAUUGCACAUUUACUGUGACUGAGCAUGUAGAUUCCUUUGGAUUUUUAAUAGAAGAAGAACACUGUGAACAUUCUCAGUUAUCUGAGGGCUAUGUCCUCAUUUGUCAUUCCUCGAGUAUUUGGACUAGAAUAUGUAUAUUGAAUUUAAUAUUUUGAAAGAAUGUAAAUUGUAUCAGGGCCUUAUUUGAGUGCCAUGUAUUUAAUGAAAGAGAAUGUUCAUAGUUUUAGUGAAUAUUUAUGUAAUGACUUAGUGGUAGAGGUCAUUUACUGCACUAGAAUGAUAUAAAUAUUAGUUGCAGUGAAAUGACACCUUUUUUAUGUAAACAAAACACACACACACACACACACACAACACACACACCGAUAUAAUGGCCUGGUCCAUAGAAUUUAUUUUGAGGCUUCUGUGUACACAAUAUUGAGGUAAAAUAAGACAAAAGAAUAAAUUGGCAAGGCCCAAAACAAAAUCGCCACAAACUGUGGAGAAUGAGCAUUUCUGUGAUAUUCUAGUGGGCCAGGCCUUGUGCAUAGGCAGGCUCACUCCUUGAAGAUUCCUCUUUAGAAAUAAUGACGCUGGCCAAUUUGUUAUACAGCUUAUUUUAGUUUGUACAGAAUGACUGUCACCAGCAUAGUGGAUUUAUGAAGUGAGUGACGUGUGCUUUGAAUAUCUAUAAAUGAUUUUGUUACAAUUUUUAUGGGUUAAAAAAAAGGAAAAUGAAAAAAUGUGUGUAAGGAGUUAGACUGCUUAGUGUGUAAAUACUGUACUAAAUUGUAAUGUCAUAUUUUUAAAUUUACUGCUGAAAGUUUCAUCUUGGUACUUAUUAUAUAUUUGUGGAAUACCAUUUUGUAAUGCUUAUGAUAGUUUUGUACAUAGAUGGUUGUGACUCCAUAUCAACAGAAAACAUUUCUACAUGACAUCUUAAAUAGUUGUUUAUAUAAUAUAUAUAUAUAUGUGUAUGUCGUGUGCAAAUGUGUUAUGCCUGUUGACUUUAUGUUUCUUCAGAAUAUGUGUAAAUAUGUUGAAAAUAUAAGAUGAAAUUUUCAGCACCAAUAAAUAAAUAAAUAAAUGAAUGAGUGAACAAAUAUAUAAAUAUGUAUGUUUAAAGACACACAAACACACAUAUACAAUUAUUUGUGCCUUUAUGAUUAUUUUUCUGUGGUAUAUCAGUGUGUUCCCACUGUCUGAGACUCUCAAAGUCGUUUUGUUUUAUUCUAUGGCCCAGUAAAUGUUUUCCUUUUCGACACAGUGCUGAGUGACAUUAAUUUCCUUAAGAAUUUUAGCAUGUAUAGUGUAUGUAAGUCUAAGAGACAAUGUUGAAGCAGUAUGAAUUGUUGUAUGAUUCUUUUCUAGAGUUUAUACUAUUUCAUUUUUGAUCAGUAUUUAUACCAGCUUGAAAAUGAUCCGGUUUCCAUAUUACAGCUUGUACAUGUAAAUUACAUCUGUAUCCAUAACAUGUUCAAAAUAUAUUGUUUUCAAACCUUAA